Penicillium manginii is the source of this 1380-nucleotide messenger RNA. RefSeq lists its product as uncharacterized. The record is from RefSeq and is a predicted model, not a curated record. The transcript has a single exon. Lineage: Eukaryota; Fungi; Ascomycota; Eurotiomycetes; Eurotiales; Aspergillaceae. The coding region runs from base 1 to 1380 and encodes 459 amino acids.
AUGGUGUCAACUCCGACCGCGACUAUAUUCACCCUCUCCUCACUCAACUCAUCCCCGCCGGCCAUUGUGCCUGUCAAACCUCCACAACCUUCCAAUGUUCAACUUGUCUCUCCUGCCCUGAACCCGCCUUACAACUACCCACCACCCCGACUUGGAACUUCGAAUACCCUCGUGAUGCCCGCAACGACGCCUUGGAACAGACACAAUGCAAGCUCGCCUUCCCAGGACUAUUCGAGGAUGUUGCGCGCGCGAACCGACAUUGGCGUGCUCAGGGGGGGACUCAUCACCGAGGACCUCGACGCCAUUCAACUCCGAUCGGGCAUGGCUCGCGCCUUCAUCUCUCAGGGCAACCUCCAUGUCAUCGCCGCCCGAUCCAUGGGGGAUGAUCACCGAAAAAAGAUUCUGGGAGUCUUGAGUUCAAUUCACCGCGCGCUGGUCGCUGACCGGGAUCGGGCCGACCGGCGUGACAUUGAAUUCGUCUUUUCCGUCGAGGAUAAAGUGGAGGAUGUGACCAACUCCGAACACCCUGUUUGGGUCUUUGCUCGCACUCCGACCGAGGAAGGUGUUUGGUUGAUGCCCGAUUUCAGUUUCUGGGCCUGGGAUAACCCGACAAACUACAUCGGCCCUUAUGACCAGGUCGUCGAUCGUAUCCAGCGACUCGAUAUCCCCUGGAAUGAGAAGAAACCCCAACUCGUCUGGCGUGGAAAGCCUAGCUUUUCUCCGAAAUUGCGCCGGGCGUUGAUCGAGGCCGCCCGGGAUAAGCCAUGGGGUGAUGUGAAGCAGGUUCAAUGGUCCACGGGGGCCAACGUACUCAAAAUGGAGGACCACUGUCGUUAUAUGUUUAUUGCCCACGUUGAAGGUGAGUUUCUUCCGCAGACAAGCACAGGCAUAGGCCUAAAGUCGAUGUCUAUGGCAGAAGGAGGGGCGCUGACUGAAUCUGUAGGACGUUCGUAUUCCGCAUCCCUGAAAUACCGACAGGCCUGCAACUCCGUGAUUGUUGCACAUAAACUCCAAUACAUCCAGCACCACCAUUACCUCCUGGUCUCCGAAGGCCCCCAACAAAAUUAUGUCGAGGUCGAGCGCGACUUCAGCGAUUUGGCCGAGAAGAUCGAGCCACUCGUGGAAAACACCGCCGCCGCCGCACGCAUCGCCCGGAACAGCGUCAAAACAUUCCGCGAGCGAUACCUGACCCCGGCCGCUGAAGCGUGCUACUGGCGACAAUUGUUCGAUGGAUAUAGCAGUGUCUGGAAUAGCACUGUCGACCCUUGGUCCACCCGCCACGGCCGAGAGCGUGGCUUACGAUACGAGUCCUUUUUGCUCCUGGAAAGUCCGCAGCAGCUCGAUUUCCGAGCCGCAACCUUUUCAGGCUAUUUCUCAUAA